CCAAAACAAAAACCAUCACUGAACUACCCUCUCUCUUCUUGUUCACUCGCCCCCAUGAUUUGAAUUUUUGGUAUUUUUUAACAUUUUUCCUCCUGCUUUAGUGAUGUUUGUUGCACAUCACCGAAAUAAUUUUUGAUUAAAGUUGUGCAAGUAGUAAGUUUGGAGAUGUUACUAGUCUGUCUCUGUACUAUAAACUGAUGGGAGACAACAGCUUCCUUCUGAUAUAAUGUCAAUAUAAGGAUCUGAGUCUCUUUCAUCAGAAUCAUGUUGAGAAGUUGCACCCUGAGUAUAAAAGGUUGCUCAAAGUAUAACACGAACCAUUUGUAGUAGUGCGAGAAAUAGAGUAUAAAGGUACGCACUACAACUGCUCCACACUAUUAAAGGUACGCUCUACAAACAGCAGUAAAGACCACGUGCCAAAGGACUAAAAAUAAUCCAGCACGAACAUCAAAACGGAAAAAUCAUAAAACUUGAAAACUCAUCCUAGAAUAGUAGGGAAGUCAAGAAGACGAGAAUGUAGUCACAGUGUAGUAGUUUCUGUCAAAGAACUCUUAAUCACUGAGCGUAGGAACGACGAGAACUUCUCUGUUCUCGCGGUAGAAUUAUUUAAGAGGUAGUACCGAAAUAGCUUCUACACAAGUAGACUGACAAAUAAAAACCCGGGCGCAUCUUCACAAGACCGCGUUAAUAUGGCGGGUUCUAAGGGCAAGGUGGCGCCGCAGAAAUUCGCUUCUGACGAUGCGCGCGCUGAUAUCCGAUGUGCACAACUCCCCCUACUUUCCCUCAUUUGUCAUGCAAAAGACCCAAGCGACGCUUAGCUUGUUUCCCUCUUGUCACUAUUAUGCAUGACAAGUUCUGGUAGUCCAAAUAGCUCGAGACUCCAGUGGAAAUUUGUCAUGCAAAACCGGCAUUCUUGCUGAUGGUGAUGCUUGUAUUGCCGUUCAUGCUAUACAAAUGAGGGGGACGAGGGGGAGUUGUGCACUGUCAUAGCCGAGUACUACCAAAAAAUUAUGGAAGACAGUGACGAUGAAGUCACUAAGAUUCAGGUAUGGAUAGAUUACUAGGAAAUAGGCUGGGAAAAGAUUAUGCUGUACUAGUAUUGCAUGACAAACACCACAGAUCUGGUCAAAUAAAAAUAAGAGAUAGCCUAGGAUUUCAUCAGCAUGACAAACAUAAUAUGUUUUAUUUGAUCAGCAUGAGAAAUUUUUCCCAAAAACUCAACCCUUACAGGUCGAGGGCGAGGAGCUGUCCGAUGCUCCGGCGUGGCUGCGCGCGGCGCUGGCCAUGAUGGACGCCGAUGACACCGGGGAGCUCGACAAGGCCGAGUAUUCUGAGUAAAAACAUCCCGACCCCAGAGUUCUUGUCAUGCAAAUCUGCAUGCCAAAAAAGUUUCUCAUGCGAAGGGGGGGUCGCCGAAAGUGCUUCCUCGCCCACCCCCCGGGGAGGGGAUCCUUGAUCUGUGGCGCUGGGUGCGGGUGUCCACUACAUGAUGAUGAUGAUGAUGAUGCGAAGCCCCAUGAGAAGCUUUGUCUCGUCGUGUUUUGGGUUUUUUGAUGCUAGAAAUAGCAUGAUAUGUUAGAUUUGUGAUGCUCCUGAACUAGCGAAACAAGAUUUUUACACUACGAGGACAAACUUGUCAUGCGAAACAACCAAAGUUGGCCAAUUUGUCUAGCAAAUUUCCCAUGUUGAUGACUCUGGUACUAUGGGGACGUUUUUACUCAGGAUACCGAGGUGGUUUACUUUAUGAAACGGAUUCGGAAGUUAAUCCAGGCGAAGAAGUCCGACACGGGGGAUAUGACCUGCUCAAACUUUACCAUCUCAAAUCGGUUGCAGUAGAAUCUGGGACGUAUCUUCUUGCAUGAUGAACAUGACAGACCCGCGGAGCGUUCCACUUUCUGCAAUACAACUUUCGCCAGAUGAUUGUAGUGUGGUGUGGGAGGACUCCGGAGCUUGUCAUGCGCAAUCCACCUAUGAGAGUUGGCUAUGACUAUGAGUCAUGCACUUCUUGCAUCACAGAUUUCCAGACUCUAUGGUAACCGAUUCGAGAUUGUAACACCUGAGCAAGUCAUAGGAGAGUUGGACUACCAGGAUUUUCCCGAGUCCGUCAAAGCCGCCUUGGCGGUGUGGGAUGCCGAUGCGUCCGGAUCCGUGUCCGUGGGCGAGCUCAUAUCCACCUGUGCGAAAGUACCGUACACUCGUAGUUAUAGAUUGCAUUUAUGCAUAUACAAAUCUCUUUCUCAAUUGUGAGAUCAGCAUUACAAAUUCGAAUUUGUAAUGCUGGGCCGCUAAUUUGUCAUGCAAUUUAUACUAGAAGUACAAUAUGCUUUUGCAUUGCAUAGCUGACGGCGGCGGCCAACGCGCAAAAACGGAUGCAGGAAGAGAACCGGCAGAUGAAGCGUGCGCUCGUCGUUCUGGUCGGGAUCAUCGUGCUCUUGGCCGUCAUGAACUUCGUCAUGGGCCUGCUCGCGGUGGAGGCCGGAAAGGACACCAAGCCCGCUGAUGCCGCGUCGCACCGCCAGCGUCGGCUGUCGCAGAUGACCGAACUCUACGGCGAGCACCGGAUUCUGUCCCACAUGGCCAACGAGCGUGCCGUCGGUGCCGGUGUGAUGAUCGCCGGCUCCGGCAUGUCCAGCCAGCCCGACGCGGCUGACACCACCGUGAUCGGAACCGCCCAGGCGCUGGAGCGCUACGAGGGCUUGGCGGUUUUCGAUCGGCUGGCGGGGAUCCCCAACGACAUGGCCGGCAACAUCAAGGCUGUGACGUUCCCCUUAUGACACUGCACAACUCCCCCUCGUCCCCAUCAUUUGUCAUGCCAAAUACCUAACUUACGCCUUGUUAGCUCUUGGCAUUGUUUGCAUGACAAGUUCUGGUAGCUGCCCACAUAGCACUACACUCCUGGUUUUUUCAAAUUUGUCAUGCAAAACCUGUAUGAAACCUGUAUGCUUGCUGGCACUUGUAUUGCUGUUCAUGCAAUACUACAAAUGGGGGGGAGGCGAAGUUGUGCGCUUUCAUACCCCUCCCCGGUGGGUCCGAAGACCUUCAAGAACAUCGAAUCGAUCGAGAUGGGGCCGUUUGACCCCGUACGCAUUGCAAAUAAAGCACCUCCGUACUACGUUGUAUAAAUCGCAUGACAAAUUUCCUCAGCAUGAAAAAUGGAAUUUGUGAUGCGGAUUUACCUUGAAAAAUAGGAUCUGUAAUGCAGAUCUGCGAAGAUUUAUUACUGCGAGUACGAGGAUAGAAGUACUUUUGCAAUGCAUACCCCGAGAUGGGGAUGCGGAAAAUCUUCCGUUCUUCGAAGGGCGACUUUGUGCUGAUUGAGCCCCCGCGCAACACCCAGAACUACUGCUACGAGCGGUUUAUCGAGUUCAAGGACCCGAAAUCUGGCACUUAUCAAAGUGAAAAAAGCCCCCACCCCAUACUCAAGAGACAAUUUGUGUUGCUGGAUUUGUGUACACAAAUGAACUUUGUAUUGCAGCGAGUAGAGCGUGUCGGCAUACUUUAAACCCAUUUGGGUACGCAUCCGGCUAGCAGCUGAGCAUGAGAAACAUCAGUCUGAUCAAUAGGCGAAAACGCAUGACAGACUGGCUGUACAGUGCGCCACAUGGGUGCCGUUUGCCUUGUACGCAAGACAGCGCUGAUUUGUGGUCACCAAUCAGCAUCACAAAUUUCCUUUUCGAUACGGGGAGGGGGCAUUUUUCCUCUCAAUAGCACCGUCGAGGUGGUGACCGAAGAAAUGAUCCGCACUAUGGAGAGAAAAAAGUUUGUCACAGUCACUAACUUGCAGGUUUUGCAUGACAAAUUUUCUCAGCAUCACAAACUUUCCUUGUAUUGCAGAAACACUAGGGAAAUCCGUAAUGAAGUCUGGCUGUGAUGCAUUUUUACGCAUGACAAACAAUUUUGUAUUGCAAGAAUGCGCAUGAGUGAUCGUGACGAACUUUUUUUCUUUGAUCCGCACCGCCGGCAAGUACUUCUGCGCUGGGUACGAUCUAUCAAAUGGAAAAAUGUCUGGGUCUGGAAACUUGUAAUGCUAAAAGUGAAUGAGAGUUCCACUGCAAUACGGAGCCAAGCAUGACAAAUUUUUGGGCUCCUAUGUGUUGCGUGUUCCGCAUGGCAAACUACGUUUUUGCAUGACAGGAAAGAGGACAGCUUCGUGCCCAUGCAUCACAGAUUCUUGAGCCAUGUCAGACAUACACGACAAAUGUAGCAAUCUUCCAGACCCAGACAUAUUUGCAUUGGAUACGAUCCCAUGAUGCACGAUGGUGGCCGCUGCAUGGAGUACCCUGAGUAAAAGCGUCCCCAACGACCGAUAGUCAAGGUGGGAAAUCUGCUACACAAAUCAACAAGCUUUGGCUGUUGCGCAUGACAGAUUUGGGUUCGUAGGGUAGUCCGAUGUAGUUUAGCUAAGUGCAACAGCAUGACGGGCCCAGUCUAUAAUGCUGCUCUGAGCAUCACAAAUUUCAAAACACCACUAGAAAAAGCUUCUCAUGGGUCUCGGCAUGAGAAACAUACUCAGCAUGCCCAUUUGCAUUACAACUCUGGGCUAGGGACGUUUUUACGCAGGAUAUGGAGCCGUGGGAAGCUUCCACCACCACGGUGCCGCCAGUCUACACGAAUGCCAAUGCUACUGGUAAUAUGAUGUUAUGAUUACAUUGUGCUACUUUCAACAUCUACUUCUGAUUUAUUUCCUUGCGUUUGUGAAAACUGUAUUCUUCUUGAUCAUGGGGAUGCUGGCAACUACAGGAAGAAUAUGAUUAUCCGCUCUGCUUCUGUGGCAACAUCUUCCCAAGAAUCGCACCGUUCUGUAAAUAUUAACACGCUUUAUGCAUUACAAACAAAAAAACAAAAAGGUGUUGUUGCGUGCGACUUGGUGCAGGCGGUGAUCACCAUGUCCACCGAGGGCGAUACCGCGAACGGCGUUGCCAACCCGAUGGUCCCCGAUCUGUACCAGUACUGCCCCUCCGGUGCCUGUAACAUCACCCAGUUCUUUUCCUACAUUGAGGCACUGCCGAUGGACGGGCCGCCGGGCAUGACCAUCAUGGACGCGUGGGAGAAAUUCAACAAGGACAACGAUUAUCAAAGUGAAAAAAGCCCCCACGACCCCAUACUCAAAAGACAAUUUGUCUUGCUGGAUUUGUGUACACAAAUGAACUUUCUAUUGCAGCGAGAGCUUGAUGUCGGCAUACUUAUUCUAAGCUCAUUUAGGUACUACGUGUAAUCCGGCUAGCAGCUGCGCAUGAGAAACAACUUUGACAUAGGCGAAAACGCAUGACAGACUGGCUGCACAAUGCGCCACAUGGGUGCCGUUUGCCUUGUAGCUGUAUGCAAGACAAAGCUGAGCUGUGGCGACAAAUCAGCAUCACAAAUUUUCUCUCUGAUUAUGGGAGGUGGAAUUUUUCCUUACGAUAACGAUACCUUCGUGACCAUGGACGAGAUGAAGGCGGGCACCAAGGCGGCGCUCCUAUGCAUUGCAAAAGCAUCGUACUCGUAUUGCAGUCAUGCAUUACAAAUCUUUUCCUUGAGGUAAAUCAGCAUCAAAAAUUUUAUUCCUCAUACUGAGGAAAUUUGUAAUGCAUUUAUCCGAAUAGGAAUACGACACUUUUGCAGUUCAUAGCUCCCCGCGUUCGAGCAGAUGGUGAACAACACCGACAUGCGGUCGCCCACCACCGUCGCGAUGGUGGAAGCCGCAAACCGGACGGCCACGAAGACCAGUCGCCGCAUGCUGGAGGCGGAUCUGCUUUCCGGUAACUACCGUCGCCGGAUGCUGUCCUACGUCGACGACAAGUCCGGCAUGAUGGUUCGCCGCCUCUCGACCGGCACCGGGCAGGUAGCCUAUGAGAGUGCACAUAGCUCCCCCUCCCCCUCAUUACUAUCUAAACUGCAGCAGCUGGUCAAAAAUGCAGGCGAGGGGUAUGUUCGGGGGUGUGUUCGGGGGUGUGUCAGGGGUAUGCAAAUGCUCCUCAAUCACGAGCGGACUACAAUUUUUUGCCGAAAAACCAACAGGUGGGGUAUAAACAUACCCCAGACACACCCCAGACACACCCCAGACAUACCCCAGACAGACCCCCGAACAUACCCCAGGCAAAAAGUCCGAACAUACCCCAGACACACCCCGGACACACCCCGGGCAGACUUUCGGACACACCCCGGGCAGACUUUCGGACACACCCCGGGCAGACUUUCGGACACACCCCGGCCAAACUUUCGGACUUCGUCAUGUGAGGUUUGGGCCCGAAGUCCAGUCUGUCACGCGAGACCGUGCGGCCAAGGGGCGAAAGCCCUAGGCCAGCGCGGGGACUCGGUCCCCGCGUCAUGGCCUAGGGGCCAGCUGUGAGCGCUUCCCGGACACCGUGCGGCCAAGGGGCGAAAGCCCUAGGCCAGCGCGGGGACUCGGUCCCCGCGCCAUGGCCUAGGGGCCAGCGAGCUGUGAGCGCUUCCCGGACACCGUGCGGCCAAGCAAGGGGCGAAAGCCCUAGGCCAGCGCGGGGACUCGGUCCCCGCGUCAUGGCCUAGGGGCCAGCUGUGCCGGAGCGCUUCCCGGACACCGACCGUGCGGCCAAGGGACGAAGGCCCUAGGCCAGCGUGGGAGCCCGUUCCCUGCGCCAUGGCCUAGGGGCUAGGUAGCUUUCAGGCAGCACUCCCCGUGAAUCCGUGCGGCCAAGGGGCGAAAGCCCUAGGCCAGCGCGGGGACUCGGUCCCCGCGUCAUGGCCUAGGGGCCAGCUGUGCGCGCUUCCCGGACACCGCGCGGCCAAGGGCGGGCGGGGCGAAACCCCUAGGGCAGCGCGGGGACUCGGUCCCCGCGCAAUGGCCUGGGGGCUAGCUCGCAGCACUUCCCGUGGCCCCGUGUGGCCAAAGGGCGAAAGCCCUGCCUAGGCCAGCGCGCGCGGGGGCUCUGCCCCCGUGUCAUUGCCUAGGGGCCAGCUGUAAGCGCUUUCCGGACACCGUGCGGCCAAGGGGCGAAAGCCCUAGGCCAGCGCGGGGACUCGGUCCCCGCGCCAUGGCCUAGGGGCCAGUUAGCUGCAAGCGCUCCCCGGCGAGACCGCGCGGCCAAGUUAGGGGCGAAAGCCCUAGGCAAGCGCGGGGACUCGGUGGGUCCCCGCGUCAUGGCCUAGGGGCCAGCUGUGAGCGCUUCCCGGACACCGUGCGGCCAAGGGGCGAAAGGAAGCCCUAGGCCAGAGCGGGGACUCGGUCCCCGCGUCAUGGCCUAGGGGCUAGCUGCGAAGGAACACUCCCCGGACACCACACCGCGCGGCCAAGGAUGGAAGGGGCAGAGAAAAGCCCUAGGGCAGUGUGGGGACUCUGUCGCCGCGUCAUGACCUGGGGGCCGGCUCCAGACCCGGCGCGGCGCGCGCCAGGGCCAGUUUCUUCGUUUCUUAUUUUUAUCUUUGCGCGCGGCAGGCUAAUGAAUCUAGUGCGCGCAAGCAAGGGGGCCGCGUCCGCAGGCCCGUCGCGGGUCAGUGAAUGCAAGGCGCACCGAGAUACCUAGCUGCAGGCGACCUGCCUGCCCAGUGCCACCGCGCAGACAAAUGCCGGAAGGUCGCCGCACGGGGACUCUGUCCCCGUGCUCGGGCCUUGUUUGUCAUGCAAAAUCCGAAAUACAAGCUGUGCCUCUUGGUCGUACUGUUUGCAUUACAAGUUCUGGUGGUAGCCUCCCAAAUAUAGCAUUACACUCCAGUGGAAAUUAUUCAAAUUUGUCAUGCAAAACUGGCAUUCUUGCUGAUGCUUGUAUUGCCGUUCAUGCAAUGCAAAUGAGGGGGAAAGGGAGUUGUUCACUGCCAUACUCUGGCUUCGGGCGUGGAAUUUAACGUGACCGAUGCGUUGCAGUACGCCAUCAACACGCAGUCGAUGACCGACACCGACGCGGGCGAGACGUAUCCUGUGUAAAAACGUGUCACCCAUAACUUGUCAUGCAAAUCUGCAUGCUCAAAAUCGAUUUCUCAUGCGGAAAAACCCAUGAGAAGCAAUUGCUAGUUCUGUGUUUCGGAACUUGUGAUGCUCGAAUCACCAUAAUGCACUAGAUCUGUGAUGCUGCUGAACAAGCUAAGUCGAGGGCCGAACUUGUCAUGCGCAACAACCAAAGCUGGCUGAUUUGUCUAGCAGAUUUGUGAUCCCAUCUCGACUAUGGAGUGAGGACGUUUUUGCUAAGGAUAAGAUCAUGCCCAACACCAUGGUUGCCCAGGCUAUCUGCUCCGCCGACGCGUCGAAGUGCGCCACCGCGGAAAACCUGGUCGCGUCGGCCGAUACCAACAAGGACGGGAAGAUUGACACCAACGAGUACGAAGACAAGCUGCCACAGAAGAUGUCCUCCGAUCCGGCCACCCGUUCCGAACAGGAUUCGCCCCCGGAGCCGAAGACCGGCCCGAGCGUGUGCUCCGCCCUGAAGGAGGCGCUGCCGCCGGGCGUGGCCAUCACCUGCACGAACGAGAAGGACCUGGAAAAGAUGAAAGGCGAAAACGUGGAGGAGAAGAUGGAGGCGUGUACCAUGGCGGACAAGUAUUCCGGCGAGAUGGCGGACGGGAAGAUGACGAAUGAGGAAUGCAAGAAGCACCACGACCCCUCCACCCCCUUCGACGAAAUGCUGGCAAUUUGCGCCGGCGGCGACCUAUGACAGUGCACAACUCCCCCUUCCUCUCAUUUGUCAUGUACAAUACCCAAUCCACCCUUUGCCUCUUGGCACUGUUUGCAUGACAAGUUCUGGUAGCCCAAAUAGCACUUUGUCAUGCAAAACCGGCACUCUUGUUGAUGCUUGGUUUGCCGUCCAUGCUAUACAAAUGAGGGUGAGGGGGAGUUGUGCACUCUCAUACGACCCGGAAACCAUGCAGAAGUGCAAGGAGAUGGGCGUCGGGAUCGCGCAUUGUGUGCAGUUCAAGAUUAUGAACUGCAAAAGCAUCGUACUCGUAUCGCAAUCAUGCAUUACAAAUCUUUUUCUUCAGGUAAAUCCGCAUUACAAAUUUUAUUUCUCAUGCUACGCAAAUUUGUAAUGCAUUUAUACGAGUACGAUAGCGAUACUUUUGCAAUGCAUAAAGAUGCCCGAAGUGGGUGGCGACAAGACCACGGCGGAAAUGAUCUGCAACAUGCACGACACCAUGGACCCGGUGGCCACCCCGACCUCCGGGCUGAUGCGCGCGGAGAUCGACAAGACCUUCCGCAAGCUCAAGGAUGAGGACAUGGGCGAUGAGGUUUCCACCGACAUCCGCCGUCAGCUCGGCGCCGGCCACAUCAGCCGCGACUUCAAGCGGGCCCGCGGCGCGAUCAAGCUGCAGCACCUGUCGCCGUUGCACCGCACCCACGGUGGGGAGCGGCAUGUCAAGGAGGACAGUGGUUUCCACGAGGUCGUGUUUGAGCAGAUGAUUAACUUGCCGAGAAUGCGGUUCCUGGAGCAGAAGGUGAUCCAGAAGGAGCGGAAGCUGCGUCGCGCCAUGCGGCGGAAGCUGGGCGAAGACAAGUACGAAUCCUGGAUUCUCGAGCGCCGCCUGCGCCAGUCGGAAAAGCUGCGCCGCCGCCGUGUCUUGCUCGCCUUAUGAACUGCAAAAGUAUUAUACUCUUGCUCGUAUAAAUGCAUUACAAAUUUCCUCAGCAUGAAAAAUAAGAUUUGUAAUGCUGACUUGCCUUCAGAAAAAAAUUUGUGAUGCAAGACUUGCAUUUAUACGAGUACUAUACUUUUGCACGGGAUACGCGUUCGACGAGAAUAACGACGACCCGGAGGAAGCCCACCGCAAACUGCAGCGGGUGUCCCGUUAUGAACUGCAAAAGUUUAUUAUCGCUAUCGUAGGUUUUCUUGCAAUACAAAUUUGCUCCGCAUUACAAAUUAAAUUUGUAAUGCGGAUUUACGUUAAGAACUAGAUUUGUAAUGCAUUGCUGCAAUUACAACUACGAGUUAGCGAUACAACUUUUCCCCCGGGAUACCUGUCGUCUGCACGAAAUUUCCAUCAACGCGCACUCGCACCGGUCGCUGGAAGCCACGGGCCGCCGCUUGGUCGCGGAGGACGACGAAGAGGACCGGAAGCUGCGCUACUUGCUGGAUGACGACCACCACAUGCUGUCCCACAACCACGCGGAAUACCGCCGAGAUUUCCGGAUCAAGCCGACUGGCUUCGAAAUGCGCGAGCUGAUGCACCUGACGCACUCUGCCAAGCGGAACUUGUUGGAGGGUGGAUUGCCGACGAUGGCGACCAUUAACGACUACCUGACGGAACAAAUGGGCCGCCAGGGCGGCAUGAACGCCACGGCCAUCACGGAGUGGGCCCGGGAGACGCUGUACAAGAUCCAGAACGCCGACCCGACGGACGACCCGUACGGGAACCUCACCUACACCGAGGCCGAGCUGCACGCCAGUCGCCAAGAGACGCGGAUCCUGACCAAGAUUCGCGACGCGGCUGACCCCGUGGCCGUCGUGAAGCAGUUUCACAGCUUAUCCUAUGUAAAAACGUCCCCACCCCAGAGUUGUCAUGCGAUUCUGCAUGCCAAAAACGUUCCUCAUGCGGAGCCCUAUGAGAAGCGUUUUCUUAUCGUGUUUUGGAAUUUGUAAUGGUAGGACCAGCAUGCUAUGAUAGAUCUGUUACGCUGCUGACCUACCUAAAACAGGAUUACACUACGAGGACAAACCUGUCAUGCGAAGCAACCAAAGCUAGUUGAUUUGUCUAGCAGAUUUCCCAUCUUGACUCUGGUGCGUGGGCCCCGUUUUUACUCAGGAUACGGCUACGCCGCCCCGCAGACGCCAGACGACGCGCAAAAGGAAAUGGAGGACCUGAACGGCGGCGCGCCGGCCACCCAAACUAUCAAAUGCAAAACAAACAUCGUACUAGUAGUAUAAAUCGCAUGACAAAUUUUCUCAGCAUGAGAAACAAAAUUUGUAAUGUAGAUUUGCCUUAAGAUCGAGAUUUGUAAUGCAUGACUGCAAUUACUACGAGUGCGAUGCUUUUGCAUUUGAUACAAACUUGCGCGAAGUACGACACCGAUGGGGACACCGCCGAGACCGCGUCCGCUGGCAUGCGCAAUAUCAAAUGCAAAAAUGUCUGGGUCUGGAAGGUUGUAACUUGUGAUGCUGUCUUCGGAGUCGAAAAAAAUCUGUAUUGCAUGACCAGCAAGAGGAAUCCAGUUUGGUCUAGACGGAGAGGGAAUUUCUCAUGCGGUAGAGGUAUCGCAAAGCGCUCUAAAAAUCUGUGAUGUUACGGCAUGCAUCACAGACAUCAUGGGUCAUGGAAAAUAUGCAUGACAAAUCUAGAAAUCUUCCAGACCCAGACAUUUUUGCAUUUGAUACGCAAGCUGAUGCGGCAACGCCGGGUGCUGACCGAGAUUGCGGAGCGCCGCCGCAUGCGCGCACUCACGAUGGAGGAAGGGACGCAUCACCGCCGGCAUUUACUCGCCUCGGUCGACGAACUGCACCGCGUUCUGCACGACAACGAGGCCCAGGCCACCAUGGCCACCACGCCCGUGUUGAACGAGAAGGAGGUCACCAACUGCAUGAACAAGCGCCCGGGCCAAGUGGCCAAGCUGAAGGAGCACUGCAAACGCGAGCAGAAGAAACGCGAGGGUGCGGUCCUGACCGAGAACCGCCGGAUCCUGGCGCAGAUCAAGCUGGAACCCUUCGAGCGGCGCGAGCUGCGGAUCUCGGACGAGGAGGAGGACGAGGACGACGAGGGCUCCUUUGCCUGCACCCCCUGCGACAUGCUGACGGGCACCAACGACGCUAUCGAAUGCAAACAUGUCUAAAAGUCUGGAAAGUUGUGAUGCAUGCAAGUGAAUAGUAAUAGGAAACCAUAAUGCGUUGCCAAGCAUGACAGAUUUAUUCGUUGCUUUGUGUUCUUGCGUGUUCCACCGCAUGAGAAACAGCGUUUUUGCAUGACAGACAAGGGGAGCUGCUCUUCCUAGCCACGCAACACAGAGCUCAGUGGCAAAUUCCUGGCUAGCAUGACAAAGCUCGUCGCACAACUCUUCCAGACCUAGACAUGUUUGCAUUUUGAUAGACGCCGCGCGCCAGCACUUGUCUGAGUUGCCGGUCAACCAGGACGCCAAAAAGUCCGGCGAUCCCAACUGGUGCGUAUCAACUGCAAAUAUGGAAGAUCUGGGUCUGGACAGGUUGAACCUGUCUUGCGUAAUUCGCAUUGCGAGAAAAUCUGUAUUGCAUGAAGCAGCAAAAAAUAGAGCACCACACCACUUUUGUCAUGAAGUAGUUUGUAAUGCGUCCUGCGCAUCUUGACAGAGCUUUUGAAAAAUUUGUCAUGCUGCACUGCACUUACUGGCGCAUUCAAUCGUGACCAUUCAGCAUUCCAAAAUUUCAAAACUCAGAUCGAUAUUUGCAAUCCAUAGUGCGCCGCGGACUACGAAAACUACAAAGCGAUCUGCAUGGACAAGCCGGACUGCUGCUCCGUUCCGGAGCCGCCGCCCCAGAACGUAUCCUGAGUAAAAACGUCCCCACACGACCAGAGUCAAGAUGAGAACUUGGCAACACAAACCUAGCAUUUUUGGGAGUCACGCAUGACAACUUGCACUCCGUAGUGAACAAGUGCAGGUCAGCAAGUGCUGCACCCGCACCGCAGAUCCAUCUGCUUAUCCUGCUCACAGCAUCACAAAUUCCAAAACACGAUUGGAAAUGUGGUCUACCAUGGAGGGUGUGCGCAUCACAAAUGUCAUUGUCAUUGCAAAUCUGCAUGACAACUCUGGGAUGGGGACGUUUUUGCACAGGAUAGAACGCGACGGAAAUGUACCCGGAUGAGUACACCGGACCCGAUUAUUAUGCAAGAAAAAAACUGCGCAACAACUGUAACUUUGUGUUGCAGAACACGCAACAGAGUUAAAAAUACACCUGUCAUGCCAGACAGCCAUGCAGUCCUCUGUGGAUGUGUGUUUUCCCUUGCAAGCCACGCAUGACAGGUUUAUUUCUCUGUCCUGCAGAGCAAAUUUGUGAUGCUGUCAGGGAAAGAAAGUUUUACAUUAACACAGUUUUUUUCUUGGAUAAUUAUGACACCAACCUCCGCGAAUUGCAGCGAGGUGGGCGCCUUCCCCCAAGGUCGACACCACGCGGUUUUCCAGGAGGCCCGCCCGCGCGGCCGACUAUGCACUGCAAAAAUCCCUGGAUGUCUGGAAGGUCGGAACUUGUCAUGCUAAAUCUGAAUCAUGCAAAGAUCUGUGUUGCAGGAUUGCCAAAAAUAAAUGCUUUCCACUUUCGACCAAGUUGAGAGGCAGUUUCUAAUGCAGGAUCGAGGCAUGAUAGUGAUCUCACGGAAGAUGAAUCUAUCAUGCUAGGUCCUCCUUUACAGAUCAUAUGGGUCCUCAUGGAAAACCUGCAUGACAAGUCGGGCAAAGUUCCAGACCCAGGUCGAUUUUUGCAUUGGAUACCGACUGCGCGCCGCGUCUUCCGGGCGAUCCGCCGGAUGGCCCCGCCCCGGCGCCUAUCCUGUGUAAAAACGCUCCCACACGACCAUAGUACUCAACGAAAUGGGAAAUCUGCAACACAAAUCUCCAAGUUUUGGGAGUUCUACAUGACAAGUUUCCAUCUGCAGCGUAGGGCUGGUUAGCGAGGAAAGACGCAUGAGAAAGCCACUUGUGUCUCAUCCUGUUUACAGCAUUACAAAUUCCAAAACAGGAUUGGAAAUUAUGCCUCUACUCAACGAGAUGCGCAUUACAAAUCGAUUCCUGUCAUUGCACAUUUGCAUGACAACUCUGGGCGGGUGGGGACGUUUUUACACAGGAUAGUGCCCGCCACCGUACACCCCGAUGCGGACCCCCCGCCCGCGGUCUCCGCCGCGUGGGCGCCGGACCAGCACCCCCCCCCGCAGCUCGAUGACGCUCAGCUCCGGCCAAGGUGGGCGGGGCUUCCGCCUGCUGCAGGCCCCGGCGGGUGGAGAUGAUCAAAUCGAGUUCGGAGCCCCGGUAUCAAGUGCACAAAUGUCUGGGUCUACAAGAUUACAAACUUGUGAUGCGCAUUUCAUAACACAGAAAAAUCUCUAAAUGCAUAGGCAGCAAAAGUUGUUCACUUUCUGUCACCAAAGUCCUGGAUUUGUCAUGCAGAUUCGGCAUUGGUUGCGAAUGCUUCUCGAUUAAACCUGUGAUGCUAGAGCUUCCAUGUUGCCAGACCUUCUGUGUCAUGCAAAAACAGCAUGACUCUUCCAGACCCAGACACUUUUGCACAGGAUACCCGGGUACUGCGGGCGCUCCGGCGGACACCUCCGCGGUUCCCAAGCCGGGUGAGCUAUGAAAUGCAAAUAUGUCUGGGUCUGGAAGGAUGCAACUUGUCAUGCUGAGUGUGGAUGAUGCAAAAAUCUGUGUUGCAUGAUUACCAAAAGAUGUACACUUCUGGCCAGGUUGACAGGGAGUUGCUCAUGCAGGAUAGGCAUGAUAGAGGAGAUCUUACAGCGUCCGUCAUGCUCAGCGCUGCAUUCCAGACCUCAUGGGUCAUUGAAUUCCAGCAUGACGAAUCUUCCAUUCUCCCAGACCCAGGCAUAUUUGCAAUGCAUAUAAGCCGAUGAACUACCACAAGUGCGCGACGGGCGAGUCGGUUUCCAAGGCGGGCGAGCAGCCAGACAUUUUGUUGCCGGGCGAGGACUAUGCAUUGCAAAAGCAUCGUUAUCGUACAAGUAUAAAUUGCAUUACAAAUUUCCUCAGCAUUAGGAAUGGAAUUUGUAAUGCGGAUUUGCCUUAAGAAACAGAUUUGUGUUGCAUAACUGCAAUUACUACGAGUACGAUGCUUUUGCAGUUCAUAAGAACCCGAUCCAGACCCGCCGCCUGGCCAUGAUGCACGGCCACACCGCGUUCGCCCACUUUAAGAAAUGCAAAAAUGUCUGGGUCUGGAAGAUUAGAACUUGUCAUGCUAAAUCCGAAUGAUGCAAAAAUCUGUGUUGCGUGAGUACCAAAAGCUGUCCGCUUUUGACCAAGUUGAGAGGGAGUUUCUCAUGCAGGAAAGGCAUGAUAGAGACCUCAAAAAAUCUGUCAUGCUGGGUCUCGCAUUCCAGACCUCAUGGGUCAAGGAAAACCUGCAUCACAAAUCUUGCAUUCUUCCAGACCCAGACAUUUUUACAUUUGAUACACUUCGAGAUGCGCCAGCUGGAAAAGCACACCUACAACAAGGCGGUCGGCCGCAUGCGGUCCCUUACCGAGGCCACCCACGGUGCGCCCAUCGACGUGUAUCGGCACAAGCGGAAGGCGGUGCCCUACAAGCAGAUCCUGAAAAUGCAGGAGAAGGAGCGGCUGCGCCGCCGUCGCAUGGAGCAGCUGGAGACCAACGAGGAUCCCGAGCCCACCGUGCACAUCGACGGUGCUGGCCGGAGACUCAACGUGUGGGACACGACCACCUGCCAAAACGCCGUCGAGCCGUCGGUCAAGUACGAGUGCAUGACUGGCGCCGCGCGGUCGCAGGCCAGCGAGAUGCUGUCUCCGUCGAACACCAACGACGCGGGUGGCAACCCGAAGCCGCACAAGACUUCCGGCGCGGCCAACGCCCCGUUGACGUUCGUCAACUUCGUCAACCGGGCCAUGUCUGAUGGUGAGGGUGGCCUUCCCGCGUGCCAGAAGCUGCCACUGGAGGAGUAUCCCAAAUAAAAAUGUCCCCCACACCAAAGUUGUCAUGCAAAUCAGCAAACCUAGGACGUUUCUCAUGCGCAGUUCCAUGAGGAGCGUCAGCGUUUUUCAACAAUGCUAUCUGGGAGUUUGUCAUGCUGAAAUCAGGAGGAGGCGAUCGGUUUGUGAUGCAGCUACACUAGCUGAAUACGGUUAAAUUGCUCGCCGAAAUUUGUCAUGCGCAACGCCCAAACCUUGUGGAUUUGUGUAGCAAAGCCUCCAUCUUGACUACGGGGCGGGGACGUUUUUGAUCAGGAUAAGGAACGCAAGAUGCCCAUGCUGGGAGCGACCAACAACUUCGAUUUGAACCCGAUGAACACCUAUGCGCACAACUUGAUGACCGAUAAGAUGGGCCCGGGGUGCAUUGCCACCUGCCGCUGCCACUUCGUGGGUAUGCUCCCCAACGGCAAGUCCAUUCUCGCGAACGUGUGCCGCUACAAGAACGAGAUCGAGUGCCCCUGUAUCAAAUGCAAAUAUGUCUGGACGUCUGGAAAGUUGUGAUGCUGAGUCCCGAUGAUUGAGCAUACUUACCUGAGAGCAGCCAAGCAUGACAAAUUUUUAGUAGGCUUCCCCAUGGUGCGUGGCACGCAUCAGAAGCUGCGUUCUUGCAAGACAAACGAAUUCAUCGCGCUCUUGAUGUUGGUCAUGCAACGCAGAUUUUACAGGAGUGCAAGACACGCAAUACAGGUUCCAGUUUUCCAGACGCAAACAUAUUUGCAAUGCAUAGCCUGCAUGCAGCAGAAGAAGAAAUGCCACGGCGCGAUUCUCGAAGCGUGGCGGUCCAAGGGUGGGUACGAGCCGGUGGAAAAGCCGACCGGCCAGUCCACCCCGACCCAGCGCCGCGCGCGCCGCUUGCAGCAUAUCCUGAGUAAAAUCGUACCCACACCAGAGUCAAGAUGGAAAAUCUGCUAGACAAAUCGGCCAACUUUGCUUGUUUCGCAUGACAAAUUUGGACGCGUAGUGUAGUGCUGUUUGAGCUAGUUCAGCAGCAUUUCAGAUCUAGUCUCUCAUGCUGAUUGGAGCAUGACAAAUUUCAAAACACCCUUAGAAAAUGCUUCUCAUGGGGCUCCGCAUGACAAACAUUUUAAGCAUGCAGAUUUGCAUGACAACUAUGGUGUGGGUACGUUUUUACUCAGGAUACAGCAGCGCCGGUCUUUGCGGAUGCACCGGUUAUGCCUUGCAAAAGUACCGUACUCGUCGUAUAAAUGCAUUACAAAUUUUCUCAGCAUGAGAAAUAAAAUUUGUAAUGCGGAUUUAGCUUAAGAAAAAGAUUUGUAAUGCGUGAUUGCAAUUACUACAACGAGUGCGAUACUUUUGCAGUGGAUAGCGGUUGGAUUCCAACAACUUUAUCAAAGUGAAAAAACCCCCCACCCCAUAUUCAAAAGACAAUUUGUGUUGCUGGAUUUGUGUACACAGAAGGACUCUGUAUUGCAGCAAGAGCUUGUUGGCACAUUCUUAGCCCAUUUUCUGGGUACGCAUCCGGCUAGCAGCUGAGCAUGAGAAACAAGUCUGACAUAGGCGAAAUCGCAUGACAGACUUGCUGCACCAUGCGCCGCAUGGGUGCCAUUUGCCUUGUACGCAAGACAGAGCUGAUUUGUGGUCACGAAUCAGCAUCACAAAUUUUCUUUUCGAUAUCUAUGGGGAGGGGGGAUUUUUCCUUCUGAUAAACUUCCGCCGCCUGUCCCGGCAGGACACCAAGUACCUGCGCCACGAAAACCGGAUGCGCCGCGAGCGCCGCCGCAUGCGGGUCCGCCGUGCGCUGGGCGAGUCUAUGGAUUGCAAAUAUGUCUGAGUCUGGAAGGAUGCAACUUGUAAUGCUAAUUCUGGAUCCGAUGCAGAAAAAUCUGUGUUGCAUGACUGCCAAAAGUUGUCCACUUUUGACCAGAAGGGAAGAGGAAGUUUCUCAUGCAGAAUAGGCAUGAUAGGGAUCAUCUCACAGAAUCUGUCAUGCUAGGUCCUGCAUUCCAGACGACAUGGAUCAUGGAAAAUCUGCAUGACAAGUUUCAGAUUCUUCCAGGAGACCCAGACAUAUUUGCAUUUGAUAGAGACCAAGGCCAAGCAGAUCGAGGUGUUCGAGCACGAAUUUUACCACAAGUUCGGUUCCUAUGACAGUGCACAACUAGUACCCUCCUCAUUUGUCAUGUAAAAUCCCAAAUCCACCCUUUGCCCUGUGGCACUGUUUGCAUGACAGAUUCAUCCGGAAGCCGAAACAGCACUACAAUCAGUCGGAAAUAAUUUGUCAUGCGAAAGCUGCAUCUGUGCCAGGACUUGUGUUGCUGCGGAUGCCAUCCAAAUGAAUGGGAGAGAAGUAGUUGUGCACUUUCAUAGCGUCCGUCACCGGUCCAUGCGCGUGUUGACCGGCAAGCCGGGUCAGCCGUUCCGCAACUUGGAAAUGAUCGAGACGUACCACACCAACCUCCGCCGCCUGCGCGCGCGUCAGCUCGCGGAGAAGCAGGGGAAGUUGCGGAAGCUGGACCACGGCACCCCACCGCCGCCGUACAUGCAGGACGACAAGGUGGAGCCCGGCAUGCCGACUCCGCUCGGAACUGUCGCGCCGGGCGUGGGUGGCACUGCCGCCCCAUUGAUGCUGCCGCAGCAGUAUCAAAUGUAAAAAUGUCUGGGUCUGGAAGAUUGGAACUUGUGAUGCUGCGUCUGCAUUAUCCAAAAAUCUGUAUUGCAUGAACAGCAAAAGAGGCCUGGUUUUGGCCACGGCGAGAGGACAUUUCUCAUGCGGUAUAGGCAUCAGAACGCCCUCGCAAUAUCUGUGAUGCUAGGGCAUGCAUCGCAGACGUCAGGAGUCACGCAAGAUGUGCAUGACAAACCUUGCAUCCUUCCAGACCCAGACAUUUUUACAUUUGAUAAGCAGGGCGUCGUGACGACUUACUCUCCCGCGACCCCGUAUGGAGGCGUCAGGAUCGAAACCGUCAAAGUUGAACAAAUAGUUUGUCAUGCAUAAAAUGCAGCCCACAGAGUGCCUGUCUUGCAGAAGAGGCAAGUGAGGCAGAUUGUAAGCCUGUUGAGGGGUAGAAACUGAGCCGCUAAAGUAGAAUGACAAAAGGCGUCUUCCUUACCCAAACAGCAUGACAAACUGGAUUUCAGUUCUACCCAAAUUUGUCAUGCACCGCUUGGAAAUUCGGCUUCCAACUGGUAUCCGUUUUAUGCAUCACAAAUUAUUUCAACUCUGACGAUUUCGAUCCUGACCCUUCCAUACCCCGGCCCCGACGUAUGUGGAGGCGCAUUCGGCUGUGACCUACACCACCGCGCCGUCCGCCGCGGACGGAAGUUCCUCCGCUUUGAUGGCCACGACCCCGACUCCGGAGUACUACGGUCCGACCGGAUAUGGAUGUGUCAGGAGCGAAAUCGACAAAGUCGAAAAAUUUGUGAUGCAUAAAAUGCAAGGCACGAAAAGACUGUCUUGCAGGGAUUGCAAGAGAGGCCGAUUGUAAGCCUGUUUAGCUUUAGGGGUAUACAAUGUGCUGCCAGAGUAGCAUUACAGGAGUAGACUUCUUUGCCCAAACAGCAUGACAGACUGGAUUUGGGCGCUCCCGAGAUUUGUCAUGCGCCACUUGGAAACUGAGGCUCCAACUGACAUCGAUUUUGCGCAUCACGAAUUUUUCGAUUUUGUCAAUUUCGAUUCUGACACUUCCAUACCGGAAAUGAGAACAUCGACAUCACGCAGGUCAUGAACCACAACCUGUUCGACCAGGCGACGAAUACGUUUUACAGUUUGGUGAUGAUAUGGAUUGCAAAUACGUCUGGGUCCUCUGGAAGAUUGCAACUUGUCAUGCUAAAUCCGCAUCAUACAGAAAUCUGUGUUGCAUGAGUGCCAAAUAAACUAGCUGUCCACUAUUUCGACGAAGUUGGGAGGGAGUUUCUCGUGCAGUAUAGGCAUGACAGAGACCACCUGCUCACAGAGUCUGUCAUGCGAGGUCCCGCAUUCCAGACCUCAUGGGUCAUGGAAAACCUGCAUGACAAGUUUACACUCUUGUUCCAGACAACAUCCAGGGAUCUUUGCAGUUGAUACAUGACCUCGGUGAACCAAACCGUUGACACCACCGCUUGGUACACGCACGACCUGUGCUAUAUGGAAGCGUCAGGAUUGAAAUCGACAAAGUUGAACUGAUUUGCCAUGCAUAAAACCGAUACCAGGCGGAACCCAAUUGCUACGCGGCGCAUGACAAAUUUUCUUGGCAACUACACCUAAAUCCAGUCUGUCAUGCUGUUUGGGCAGAGAGAAGAGGUUCUGUCAUGCUACUUAAGCAGCUCUAUGUCUUCUACCCCUCAAAAGGCUUUUUAUCGAAUCGGCCUCUCUUGCCAUCCCCGCAUGACAGUCACCACGCGCCUUGCAUUUUAUGCAUCACAGAUUCUUUGAACUUUGUCGAUUUCGAUCCUGACACCCCCAUAUGCUACCUCGCGGUCUCCUGGAAGAACAACGCGACCACGAUCGAAGAUGACGGUUUCCCGUCGGAGCGGAAACAGGAGUGCGUGAAGGCCAUUCUGUACGAUCCGGAAACCAUGGGCUACACCCCGAGCUUCUUCGAGGAAUACCAUGCCGGUCAGGCCUUCUGCCCCAACUUCGAUCCGGAAGACCCCAACGUGCCGCAGGGGCUGGCGGACGUGCUCGGCGAGGAGCACAAAUUCGAGGGCCCCGCGGGAGUGGGCCGGAUCGAGAACGCCCAGGUGCACCUGGACGAUUUGAAGCCUGGAUUGGUGUGCGAGAACGGCGUGCCCGUUCCGGAUGACGCGUUCGACGAAUCUGAGAAGGAUGACGACGAGCGCGACCCCCCACCGGCGGAGGUCAAGGAGAAGGCGUGCGGCAAGACCUGCCUGUCGCCUGGUGACGGGUCUAUGGAGAACGAGUUGAAGAAGUUCGCCGAGUCCCACCUGGUUUUGACGCAGAACUGCAAGGAGUUCACGAAGGAGUACUUGGCGUUGCCGGCCUACGAUCCGGAAAUGGGGUACGAUAUGGGCGAGGAGCAGGCGAACCAGUACUGCGGGCAGUUUGCGAGUGAAAACGUCGGCAUGCUGAUGCAGUUAUGCAUUGCAAAGAUGUCUGGGUCUGGAAGUAUGCAACUUGUGAUGCUGGAUUUGGCUUCUGCAAAAAAUCUGUAUUGCAUGAGCAGCAAAAGAGGUCCAGUUUUUUGCCACGGCGAGAGGGCAUUUCUGAUGCAGUAUAGGCAUGCAUCAGGAAGCGCUCAUAAAAUCUGUGAUGCUGCGGCAUGCGUCACAGACAUCGAGAGUCAUGCGAAAUGUGCAUGACAACCUUCCAGACCCAGACACGUUUGCAUUUGAUAGCAGUACCAGAUCAGCCUUGCGUUCGGCGGCGAGUUUAAGCGCCACGAAUUGAAGCACCCGGUAUCGUGAGGAAAAAUCCCGCCUCCCCUUACUCACAAUUGAAAUUUGUGAUGCUGAUUUGUGACCACAAAUCAGCUUUCUCUUGCGUACGGGGCAAAUGGUAGCCGUGUGGCGCAUUCCACAGCCAAGCUGUCAUGCGAUUUUGCCUACUGCAGAGCUGUCUCUCAUGCCUCAGUGCUAGCCUUCUGCAUAGCUAAUCAGGCUUAGGAAAUGCUUGCAAGCGCUUGCUGCAAUACAGCGCUGAUUUGUGUACACAAAUCCAGCAACAGAAAUUUCCGUUUCAAUAUGGGGAGGGGGCUUGUUUCAAUUUGAUACCCGGCGCUCGCAGACCACUUGAUGAAGGAAGAGUCCAAGCCCUGCGUGUCCCCCGGCGUCGCCGAGGCGGCUAUCAAAUGCAACUAUGUCUGGGUCUGGAAAUUUGUGUUGCUAAAAUGUGCAAGAGGAAGUCACUCUCUUAUGCAGGAAGGCAUGACAAGUUUGCAGCGCGCUUUCUCAUAAGAACUCCGCAUGAGAAGCUGCGUUUUCGUAUGACGGGAGAGGCUACUACGUUUGUUGGUCAUGCAAUACAACAGAUUUCACAGGAACGCAGGACCAGCAUUACAGGUUCCAACUUUCCAGACCCAGACAUUUUUGCAAUUCAUAGCGGCGCACUUGGAGCACAUGGUCCGGAAAUACGGCGAUGCGGACUUGCACGAGGCGAUCUUCUAUCAAAUGCAAGAAUGUCUGGGUCUGGAAAAGUGGAACUUGUUAUGCGUGUCCUGCAUAAUUCUGGGAAAAUCUGUGUUGCAUGAGCAGCAAAAGAAAAGCUUGCUUUGUGAUCCGACAACGCAAUUUGUGAUGCGUGCUAGACAUCAGCAGACGUCUCAAAAACUUGUCAUGCUUGGCUGCCACUGCAAGGGCUUCAAUCAUGCUCAAUUGAGCAUCACAGGUUUCCAGACCCAGACAGAUUUACAAUGCAUAUCUUCCACCAGAUCCCGUCGGGCGAAAUGCGGGCGGAGGUCAACAAGGCGAAGGCGGACUCCGGCGGUCUGUGGGAGGCUUUGAACCCUCCGGACAAGAAGGACCCGACCAUGGCCGGGUAUGUCACCAUGACCGACAUUAUGGAUUACGACAUGAAGUGCGCCGACGCAGCGGGCCCCAAGGAUAUCAAAACCAAAUAUGUCUGGGUCUGGAAGCAUGCAACCUGUGAUGCUGCACUUGGAUUCCAAAAAAAUCUGUAUUGCAUGAGCAGCAAAGGAAGUGUAGUUUUUGCUACGCGGAGAGGGCAUUUCUCAUGCGGAAUAGGCAUCAAGAAGCCCUCGGAUAAAAAUCUGUGAUGCUAGGGCAUGCAUCACAGACAUCAGGGCUCAUGCAAAACGUGCAUGACAAAUGAAUCUUCCAGACAUGCAGGGCUAUUUGCAUUUGAUAAAGGAAACCGUCGACCAGAAGGCGUGCGACGAGCUCUCCCGCGUGAUGCCGGUGAUUAUGCAGAAGAUGUCCACCGGCCGGGGCGACAUCCCGGCCGCCGGGGAGGCGGAAAACUCCGCGAAGAUCUCGUAUGAAUUGCAAAAGUAUCGUGCUCGUAUAAAUGCAUUACAAAUUUGCUCAGCGUGAGAAACAAAUAAACUUUGUAAUGCGGAUUUACCGUAAGAAAAGGAUUUGUAAUGCGUGACUGCAAUUACUACGAGUGCGAUACUUUUGCCGCUCAUAUUUCCCAUGAGGAUCUGAUGGAGUUCUCGCGCAUGGCCGAGGAAGGCACGUCCGCGCAGACCCAGGGGGAAGAGGUUCCGCAGAACGACUACGUCUGCCACAAGUUGAUGACAGAAGAGGGCGGGUGCAAGACCGAGGAAUGCGCCAAGGGGCAGUUCAAGGAGGCGAGUGGCGGGAAGACCACGGUGUCCCAGCAGAACAUGCACGCCCCGGUGGGUGUUGCCGCCGAGACCGAUGCGUCGGAGGCGCCGACCAUGCCCGCGGACAUGGACCAGCAGCAGGCGGAGGAGGACGCGUAUGACUGUGUACAACCCCCUCUCCACCUCAUUUUUAUUGCAUGAGCAGCAAUACAAACACCAUAACGCGUUGAGCCUGUGCAUGACAAGUUCAUGCGCCUUGUGCGGUACUACUGGGGCUUCCGUAAUCUGUCAUGCAAACAGUGCCACAGGGAAGCAUUUGGAUUUGGGAUUUUGCAUGACAAACGAGGAGGAAGGGUGGUUGUGCACUGUCAUAAUGCGGCCAUGAAAGACAUGAAGACCGCGGAGAAUUUGAAGACCGCCAUGGCUAUGGAUUGCAAAAAUGUCUGGGUCUGGAAAGUUGUAAUGCCAAAAGUGAAUGGGAGACGCACUGCAAUACGCAGCUAUGCAUGACAAAUUUUUUGGCUCCCAUGUCUUACGUAUUCCGGAUGGCAAGCUGCGUUUUUGCAUGACAGGUAAGAGGGCCUCCUUGUGCCUAUGCAACACAGAUUCUCGAGUCAUGCCAGACAAGCAUGACAAACUUGCAUUCUUCCAGACCCAGACAUGUUUGCAUUUGAUAAUAGCCGACUCCGCCGCCGCCACCGAGGCGCUCACCACCGCCGUCGUCCACACCGGCCGGAGGAUGUUGCUCAUGCGUGCGCGUCAACUCUCCGAGGACGGGUUCGCCAGGCCAGAGCACUUCCGCCGGGUUUUGCAGGAAGAUUCCACUCUUCGCCGCAUGUUGACCGACCACGACUCGGGUAAGAUUGCUGUUGGCGUCGCGAACGACAAGUACGUGACCAACGACGCCGGUACCAUGGUGACCGACAGUUAUGGGAAGAAGAUCCCGAAGCCGGCGGCUGACGAAGCUCCGUCGCCGCAGCUGCUCACCACGGUCGGUGUCCCCCCGCAGUUCUUGGACAGCGCGUGCGAAGCGGUUUAUGCAUUGCAAAUAUCGAAGAUCUGGAUCUGGAAGAGUGCAACGUUUGUCAUGCACAUUUUGCCUAACCCCUCAUGUCUGUCAGGCAUGCCCUAGCAUCACAGAGUUCAUUUUGCGGGCUUCCUAAUGCCUAUCCCGCAUGAGAAAUUCCCUAGCCCCCUCCGCGCAACAAAAGCUGGACUCCUCUUGCUGCUCAUGCAAUACAGAUUUUUUUUGAAUCCACAGGCAGCAUUACAAGUUGCACUGCUCCAGAAAACCAGGGAUCAUAUUUGCAGUGGAUUCGGUUUCUGGCGUUUUGAAGCGCGUGAAUGAGACGAAAUCGCAGAUGAAGCAGUCCACCAAGGGCUUAACCGAGGAUCCGGAGUCCGAGCGCCAGCGCCACGAGAACUUUGAUGCUCAGGAACGGUAUCAAAUGCAAAAGUGUCUGGGUCUGGAAGAUUUCUAGAUUUGUCAUGCAUAUUUUCGAUGACCCAUGACGUCUUUGAUGCGUGCCAUAGCAUCGCCGAUUUUGAGAGCGCUUUGUGAUACCUCUACCGCGUGAGAAAUGCCCUUUCCGCGUGGAAAAAACUGCUGUCCUCUUGCGUGUCAUGCAAUACAAAUUUUAUCAGAAUCCAGAGACAGCAUCACAAGUUUAGAAUGUUCCAGACCCAGACAUAUUUGCAUUUGAUAAACGGUAUGAAAAGAAGAUCCAGAACCAGGGCGCGCCGUUCAUCGCGUACUGCCGCAACAUGACCAUGCAGCUAUCAAAUGCAAAUAUGUCUGGGCCGGGAAACUUGUGAUGCUGGCUUGGAAAUGGUGGACGCACUGCAAUACCCAGCCAAGCAUGACAAGUUCUUGAGCUGCUAUGUGUUGCGAGUUCUGCAUGGCAAACUGCGCUUUUCCAUGACAGGCAAGACGAGACUCCCAUCCUGCUCAUGCAUCACAGAGUUCGGAAUCAUGAGAGACAAGCAUGACAAACUUCCAUUCUUCCAGACCCAGAGAAAUUUGCAAUGCAUAGCAGCAUGUCGUCGACGAUAUCGCGAUGAAGGAGGCCGUCCGCAACGCCACCCGCGAGACCAUGAAGGCCCGCGCGGCCGGCACUACCGUGGAGCCGUACAAGGCGCCCAAGGAUGACCCGGAUGUGGCCAAGGAGACCACCGUAUCAAAUGCAAAAAUGGCUGGGCCUGGAACAGUGGAACUUGUGAUGCGUGUCUCGCAUUUCCUAAAAAAUCUGUGUUGCAUAAGCAGCAAAAGAAGAGCUUGCUUUGUCAUGCAAAAACGCAAUUUGUGAUGCGCGGUAGGCAUCAGCAGGCGCGUCCAAAACUUGUCAUGCCUGGCUGCCAUUGCAAGCGCCUCAAUCAUGCUCAAUUCAGCAUCACAAAUGUCCAGACCCAGACAUUUUUGCAGUGCAUACACCGCCGUGCGCACCAUUGCGUAUGAAGAGGCGGAGGCGAUGACCAAGACGUUGGAGAUGACGCAGGGGGGCAAAGAGAGCCCGCCUGCGGACGUGCUGGAGCCCGAGAAGUUCACCAUAUGGAUUGCAAAAAUGUCUGGGUCUGGAAGAAUGCAAACUUGUGAUGCGCAUUUCAAAACACAAAAAAAUCUCUCAUGCAUAGGCAGCAAAAGCUGCCCACGAUCUGUCACCAAAAUGGGGCAUUUGUCAUGCGUAUUCGGCAUUGCGGAAGCUUCUCGAAGCCUGUGAUGCAACAGCUUCCAUGCCAGACCUUCUGUGUCAUGCAAAAACAGCAUGACUCUUCCAGACCCCGACAUUUUUGCAUUUGAUACACCAUGACGAAGACCGAAUUCAAGAACGGCUGCAAGCCCGAUAUGAUCGACAACGACGGCAUGUCGCAGGACGAAGCGGUAUGAAAUGCAAAAGCAUCCGAUCUGCUAGUACAACAGUGGGAAAAUUGCAAUACAAGUUCGCGCAGCAUGACAAAUGGAAGUUGCCAUGCUGGUUUAAGUUGGGAAGGAAAUUUGUCUUGCAGGAUUGCGAUUCUACUACGUACGAGCAUUAUAACCGGAUGCUUUUGCACAGGAUAAGCGGAUGAGGAAUGCGACAUGGAGUGGGAAGAAAUGCAGAACGACAACCCCUAUCAAAUGCAAAAAUGUCUGGGUCUGGAAACUUGUGAUGCUGGGUGGCGUAUCAUGAGGAGGCCACAAGUGCUCGCUCAGCAUGACAAGUUUCUGAGCUUCUAGGUGUUGCCUAUUCUGCAUGACCAACUGCGUUUCUACAUGACAGAAAAACGGCGCUCUUGGGUAACGUGCAUGACAGAUUUGAGAGUCAUGCCAGACAAGCAUGACAAACAUGCACUCUUCCAGACCCAGACAUUUUUACAAUCCAUAACCCCGUCGCCGGCUCUGGCGGUGAAGAUGAGGUCGUCCCGAAGCGGUCCGUUACCAACAACGCGGCGGAGAAGGAGGUAUGCAUUGCAAAUAUGUCUCGGAGGUCUGGAAGAAUGCAACUUGUAAUUGCUAUUUUUGGAUUCUACGAAAAUCUGUGUUGCAUGAGCGGCAAGAGGAUAACUCCAGUUGUUGCUACACGAAGAAGAGUGCAUUUCUCAUGCGGGACAGGCAUCAAGAGCCAGUCAGAAAAUCUGUGAUGCUGGUGGCUCAUACAUCACAGACAUCACGAGUCAUGCAGCAUGUGCAUGACAAACUCCUGCACUCUUCCAAAUUCAGACAUAUUUGCACUGCAUAACAGGGUGAGAUCGACAACACGGCCAAGUGCGACACGGAUCAGGCCCAGGUCGAGCUUCCGGCCGCUAUGGCCGCGAACAGCAACGGUGCCGUAUCGCAAGAAAAAACUGUUUCACUGUAAACUUGUAAUGCAGAAACUGUAUCUCAGAAGUGUUUGUCUUGCUACACAUGCAAGACAGGCGAUUUUUAGCUGUGUUUUCCCUCGCCGGGAACCUCGCAUGACAAGUUUUCCCUGUCAUGUAGAGCAAACUUGUGUUGCAAAACUUGCAAAAUCCUUACAGUGAAACACUUUUUUCUGGCGAUAUGCCGCCCAGGAGAUGUACACCGGCGGCGCGAAGGACCUGCGUCAGCUGAUGCAGACCCACAUGCGGUCUUCCUACAAGUCCAAGUUCAGCAACAAGCGGAAGCGCGCACUGCAGGAGCGGUUGAAUGGCCUGAUCGAAGGCAGCGAGGAGGGUUUGGCCGCCAUCGCCUACGGCCCGCGGCGGUUCGGCAAGGUGUUGUUAUUGGACUCCGCGAUCGACGAGCGGUCCCGCCGUAUGUUGUUAAACAACCCGGGCGAGAAGCAAAUGAUCCGCCCGUCCGCGACCGGUUCCCACACGCUGACUUGCCCGGAACAAAAAUUGAUCACCGACGGUGCGCAGCUGCCCGCGCAGGCGACGUUUGACAACCUGGAGAACGGGAUUGAGACCGCCGCGGAAGGGGAUGCCAACGAAAUCAAGGCGCACGUGAAGCAACAGGAGCAGGCGCAGGCGGUCACGAACACGGAAUACAAUCCGACGGACGGCUUGGAUCAGGAAUCGGCUAUGACCGACGACGCGGCGAAGGACAAUUGGGAAUCGCCCUACGUUACCUCCACCGACAUGUACGACAACCGGGUCCGACGGUUGUUCGCCGACCGUGCCCACAAGCGUCAGCUCCCGCACGACGAUGGUGGUAUGCCGAUGGGCACUUCUCAGGGCAACAUGGGCGGAACCACCGGCCCGGGUCCGGCGACCUAUGACAACCAGUGGGCGACGACGUAUUCUCCGAUGAUGAACUCGUUUUCGGAAGCGACGACCGGCGCGCCGGCGGAAAAUUCGCCCUACACGACCAUGUCACCGACCAACAUGAUGAACACCUUCUUCGGCGGUUCUUUCACUUCGUCUUCCACUAUGACCCCCUGGUGGGCCACCACCGCACAGUAUCAAAUGCAAAUAUCGAUCUGUGUCUGGAAGAUUCUAAGGGUUUGUCAUGCAAGUUUUGCACGAGCCAUGAGCGAUCUGUGAUGCAUGCCCUAGCAUCACAGAUUUUUGAGGGCAGCUUCUUGAUGCCUAUUGCGCAUGACAAAUACCCGUAUUAGUACCGCGUAGCAAAAAUUGGAAAUGCAUUCCCUUUGCUGCUCAUACAAUAGAGGACUUGUGUGGAAUUCAAAUGCAGCAUCACAAGUUCUUGCAUUCUUUCAGACCCAAACAUGUUUGCAUUUGAUACGCAGCCGGGCGACACCACGCCGCCGAUGUACUACGAAACGAGCACCUACAUGCCGUCGACCUAUCCAAGAAAAAAACUGUGUAAGUGUAACUUUCUUGGAGGAACAGCAUCACAGAUUUUUUUUGCAUGACAAAGAAAACCUGUCAUGCGUAGCUGGUACGUGGGAACACGUAUUAAAAUAGCCUCUGAUAGUACACAUCCAGCAUGACAAGUGCAACUGUAUUGCAACAUCUGCAAGACAAAGUUACAUUUACACAUGUUUUUUCUUGCAUAGGACCCAACCCUACACGACGGUGGCGUUCAACAUGUAUGCGGACCAGCCGGCCACGACGGGCGCCCCCUUGCAGAUGGACAACGCCGCGCAAGCGACGGCCAACCAGAACAUGCCGUCGGUCUACACCGCUCCGCCGGCGACCUUGCCGCCCUUCGCAGCUACCAACAUGCCGGCUUACAACAAGACCGGCGGAAAGGUGACGCCGAAGGACUUCAAGACGGUGCCGAUUCCGGGGAACGAGACCAAGAAGAUGACGGUGUACUCCGGAAACAACGUGACCUUGUAUCAGAAUGAAAAUUUCCCCCCUCCCCAUAUCAAAACGAAGUUUCUGAUGCUGGAUUUGUGUACACAAAUCAGAUUUGUCUUGCUGGCGAGGACUGCAGGCCCAUAUCAAGCCUGAGUAGACAGAUUUUGGCCCAGGCGCUCAGCAUGACAGACGUCUACGCUGUAGGAGCAACAGCAUGACAGACCGCCUGUAGAAUGCGGCGGCUGUCUGUGGAGUUGCCUCCAUGCAACACAGAGACGAUUUGUGGCCACAAAUCAGCAACACAAAUUUUCGAAAACGUACUUUGUCAAUAUGGGGAGGGGGGAUUUUUCCUCGCGAUACCCUGAUUAACAUGUUCAACAACGGGUCCUACUACGGGGACCAGGAUAUCCCGUGUAAAAACGUCCCCACGAUCCCAAACGAGUUGUAAUGCAAACCUGCAUGCUCAGAAUAUUUCUCAUGCGGAGACCCGAUGCGAAGCAUUUGCUCGGUGUGUUUGAGAUUUGUCAUGCUUGAGUCAGCAUAAGACGCUCGAUCUGUGAUGCAGCUGGUGCACUAGCUAAAGCCGACUACUUUGCGGGGCAAAAUUUGUCAUGCGCAACAACCAAAGCUUGUCGAUUUGUCUAGCAGAGUUUCCACCUCAACUAGCGGGUGGGGGCGCUUUUACUUAGGAUACAGGGUGCCAACCCGUCUACCACCCCGGAGGAAAACGCGGCGCAGAACUUGGCCUACAAGGACCAGCAGGAGUCCAAGCCGAAGCAGACCGUGGACCCGGCGGCCAACGACGCGAUCAUGUCCCAGAUGGCCUACGACGGAGACUCCUACGUCCCGGCCAGCAUCGGGGACGGCUUUGACUGCAACAAGAUGCCCGCCACCCCGGUGUCCACCCAAGUGACCCACCCGGUCACCGGUGCAACGGAAACGACCCAGCUGGACAUGUCGGAAGACUGCAAGCACGGCAAGAAGAAGCAGCGCGAGGCGACCGACAUCGAGAAGGUCGUGAUCAAGAUUGCGGACAUCAAGGCCACGGAAGAAGCCAUGAACAUGCUCGGGCUGAAGACCUAUCGAAUGCAAAUAUGCCUGGGUCUGGAAGAUUGCGAGAUUUGUCAUGCUAGUCUGGCAUGACUCUGAACUCUGUAUUGCGUGGCCGCGAAGAGCUCCGCUUGCCUGUCAUGCAAAAACGCAGUUUCUCAUGCGGAGUACGCAACUCAGAACCACGGCAACACUUGUCAUGCUGGGCAGCGCAUUACAGUGUUUUCACUAUUCCCCUCCUUGCAUCACAAGUUUCCAGACCCAGACAUAUUUGCAUUUGAUAAGACCCGGCGCCGCAUGCAGCAGCGCCCCGACAUCCACGUGCCGACCUACGUAUCCUGUGCAAAAGUCUCGUACUCGUAGUAAUUGCAGUCAUGCAUUACAAAUUUUUUUCCUAAGGUAAAUCCGCAUGACAAAUUUUAUUUCUCAUGCUGAGGGAAUUUGUAAUGCAUUUAUACGAGUACGAUACUUUUGCAAUGCAUACUACGUCCGCCACCUGACCGGCAUCCCGCAGACCUUAUCCUGAGGAAAAAGUGUUACAGUUACACACAUAGUCUUUGCAGGCCAAGCAAGACAGAUAAGCUCUGUCAUGCCGGAUAUGCAUAGGAGCCUCCUUUCAUAGGUGUUUUCCCGUAGGAUUUCUGCAUUGCAAGUUUUCUCUCUCAUGCAGAGAAAUUUGUGUUGCUGAAUUGACAUACAAAUGCGUAACUGUAACACUUUUUUCGUGGGAUAGACCUGGGUGGUCGAGGACUACCGGCGCAGCCUGAUUAUCCAAGAAAAAAACGUUGUUAGUGUAAAUUUGUGAUGCGCAACAUGCAAAAUGAUUGCGUCUGUCAUGCUUGGCAUGCAUUGUAGGGCCUUGUGCAGGGCGUUUUCGCAUACUAUCUGCGCAUGACAGGUUUUUGCUGUCAUGCCAGACAGAUUUGUGAUGCUGUUCCUUCAAAAGAGUUACACCUACAACGUUUUUUUCUUGGAUACUGAUGGCCGAGGCCGAGAAGUCCGGCAACCGGCGUUUGUUGGAAGAGCGGAUAUGCAUUGCAAAAGUAUCGUACUAGUAGAAAUUGCAAUAGAAAUUUCCUCAGCAUGAAAGAAAAAAAUUGUAAUGCAUAAUGCAGAUUUGCCUUGGGAACAAGAUUUGUAAUGCAAGAAUUGCAUUUUUUAUACGAGUACGAUACUUUUGCAUUGCAUAGCGGAAAUUGAUGUACGAAUCGGACGUGAUUGACAUGAUGACCGGCGACAACCGCAACGGUAUGAAAGUGCACAACUCCCCCUCCCCCUCAUUUGUCAUGCAAAAUCCACAAUCCCCGCCUUGCCUCUUCGCACUGUUUGCAUGACAAAUUCUGGCCGCCCAAAUAGCUGCACUACAAUCCUGUGCAACAAAUUUGUCAUGCAAAGCCUGCACUCUAGCUGGCGCUUGUAUUGCUGUUCAUGCCCUACAAAUGAGAAGAAGGGGGGCUGUGCACUUUCAUAAACGGCACCUUCGACCCCGACCUCAACGCUGCGCCCAAGAUGGGCGCGGGCGUGCAGUCCACCUCUCCGAUUAACAUGCCGACGGCUGCGGAGGCUAAGUACAAAGAGACCAUGGAUGACAUCUCCGCGAUGGUUAUCUAGUGCAAAUAUGUCUGGGUCUGGAAGGCUCCAAUUUGUGAUGCUGUUUGUGAAUUCUAAAAAAAAUCUGUAUUGCAUGACCAGCAAGAGGAGUCCAGUCUGUGCUACGUGAAGAGGGCAUUUCUCAUGCGGAAUAAGCAUCGGGAAGCUCUUUGAAAAUCUAAAUCUGUGAUGCUUGGGCAUGCAUCACAGACAGUCGCGGGUCAUGCAAAAUAUGCAUGACAAACUACCUGGCCGUCUUCAGACCCAGACAUAUUUGCAAUGCAUAAUGGUCACUUCCCUGCAGGGCCAGAUGGACCCGAUGUUCGUGCACGAAGUGAAGCAGGUAUGAGAGUGCACACCUCCCCCUCGUCCCCCUCAUUUGUCAUGCUAAAUUCCAAAUCCACCCUUCGCCUGUUAGUGCACUGCUUGCAUGAGAGAUUCCGGAAGUACUAGCCAAAACAGCACUACAAUCCCCUGGGAGUUUGUCAUGCAAAAGCUGCAAUUUUGCCCCAGCGGUUGUGUUGCUGUUCAUGCAACACAAAUGAGGGGGGAGGGGGAGUUGUGCACUUUCAUAGCAGGCUAUGGAGAGAAAAAAGUUUGUCACAGUCACUAACUUGCAGGUUUUGCAUUACAAAUUUUCUCAGCAUCACAAACUUUCCUUGUAUUGCAGAAACACUAGGGAAAUCCCUAAUGAAGUUUGGCUGUGAUGCAUUUUUACGCAUGACAAACAGUUUUGUAUUGCAAGAAUGCGCAUGAGUGAUCGUGACGAACUUUUUUUCUUUGAUACAGGCCAUCAAGAUGGCCCGCGAGCGCGCGUACGACAUCUACAUGCGCAUGCGUGUAUCAACUGCAGGAUGUCUCGGUCUGGAACAUUGCAAGGUUUGUCAUGCUAGUCUGGCACGACUCUGAACUCUGUAUUGCGUAGCCGCGAAGUAGAGCUCCUGUUGCCUGUCAUGCCAAAUAAAUGGAGUUUGUCAUGCGGAAUACGCAACUCAGAACAACGGAAAAGCUUGUCAUGCUUGCCAAUGCAUAAUUACAGUGUGCUCACUGUUUUCUUCCUUGCAUCACAAGUCUACAGACGAAGACAUAUUUGCAAUGCAUAACGUGCGGACCCGAAGUACAUGCAGAUGCUGGUCAACAUUGUCAUGGACCAGAAGGUAUGAAGCGCAAAUAUGUCUGGGUCUGGAGAGACGCAACGAAUUUGUGUUGCUGAGUCUUGCAUGGCGGAGCGAUGUUCUGUACGGCAUCCGCGCAUCACAAGUUUUUUACUUGGUUUUGCGAGUUCUAUUGUGUUCUGUUGCAUGACAAACUAGUAGCGCCCAGUAGGACAAAAGGUCAGAACCAUCGCAUUCAUGCAUUACAGAUCUCGCUGUCCUUCUAAUUUCGCAUCACAAAUCCAGACCGAGACAUGUUUGCAAUGCAUAGAAGGAGAAGCUGGAGUUCAUGCGCCUGGUGAAGCAUUUGUUCGAGCAGUCCUCGCCCUCGGAGCCCGACUGGUACACCGAGCAAUACGAUGGCGACAAGUGCUUGUGGAUGGGCCCGCGGGAACUUGGGUGCGCCGAUCUCCGCUCCCUGUCCUACAACCACACCUCUGAACCCAUGUAUGACAGCAACAACCCUGACAUGUCCGACACCAGCGGCUAUGCAUCGCAAAUAUGUCUGGGUCUGGAUUUGUGAUGCGAGACAUCAAAGACAACAAGAUCUGUAGUGCAUGAACAGGAUUAUCUUGUCAUGCUGUUAUGCCGUACAAGAAGCCAGUCGGCAAUGCAAGUAUCAGCAACACAAGUUUCCAGACAUCCAGACACAUUUGCGUUGCAUAGCGGCGCUCCGGUCGAGCCCGCGGUCAUCAUGUCCCGGGACCGCCCGCACAUGAAGUGCCAGGAUUUGGCCGACAAGAUCCGCUAUGAACUGCAAAAGUAUCGUACUAGUACAAAUCGCAUUACAAAUUUCCUUAGCAUGACAAAUUGAAUUUGUCAUGCUGUUUUAGCAUAGGAAGGCGAUUUGUCAUGCAUAGUUGCGAUUACUACGAGUACGAUACUUUUGCACGUGAUAUCCGCCGCGAGUCCGGCGGCGACGGGAACAACCCGAUGGCCAUGCCCAUGCUGGAAGCCAUUUCCCAGGUGCUGCAGCGCUCGCUGGACUACGACGCGCCCAGCACCUUCCGGGACGCCACCUACUCCAACGGCUUAUCCUUUGCAAAAACGUCCCCACGACCCCAUAGUCAAGUUGGUAAAUCUGCAAUACAAAUCUCCAAGUUUUGGGAGUUGUGCAUGACAAGCUUCCAACAUCUGCAGUGUAGUGCUGGUUUUCAAUAAGGGAAGCCGCAUGAGAAAGCCAUUUGCUCAUCCUAUUUAUAGCAUUACAAAUGCCAAAUCGCGACUGGCAACUUUGCCUCUCGUGGAGCUGCGCAUGACAAAUCGAUUCCUGUCAUUGCGCAUUUGCAUGACAACUCUGGGGUCGUGGGGAAAUUUUUGCCGAGGAUACGGCUGGCCGGGAACCUACACGAUGCCGACGGACACGGCGAUCACCAACAUGUGCGAGGCCAUUUACGAGGACAACAACGGCUGGGGUGCGAUGCAGAUCAUGGACUACCAGGGCAACUACAAGAUGCACUACAAGCCCAUCAAGGACAUCCUCGCCUGCCCCGGCACCGCGGCGGCCAACUGGGACGGGAACUCCAACCGGGCCGGCGGCUACAUGCGCUGCUACGAAGCCAAGGUGAACUUCAAGUUGGCGUGCGAGAUAUCCUGUGAAAAAGCAUCGUACUCGUAGGAAUUGCAGUCAUGCAAGACAAAUUUCUUUUCCAAGCUAAAUCAGCAUGACAAAUUCCAUUUGUCAUGCUGACCCAAUUUGUAUUGCAUUUAUUACUACGAGUACGAUACUUUUGCAGUUCAUACGAGACCGUUCUGAAGGACCUGAAGAACGCCGUGCAGAAGAAGUCCGACAACACCUACACGGAUUACGAGGAUCCGCUGACCGGAUACAACUGGCGGUUAUCGUGUGCAAAAGUAUCUGAUACUCGUAUUGCAAUCCUGCAUUGGAAAGAUUUUUCUUAAUGUAAAUCCGCAUUACAAAUUCUAUUUUUCAUAUUUUUCAUGUUGAGGGAAUUUGUCAUGCGAUUUAUACUAGUAAACGAUAUUUUUGCACUCUAUAGCGUUACCCGGGGUACGAGAUGUUCCAGAUGGCUCAGGCGAUCUUGGUCGAGAUCGACAUGAACCUGCCCGACCCGUUAUCGUAAGGAAAAAUCCCCCCUCCCCAUAUCGAGAAGGAAUUUUGUGAUGCUGAUUUGUGACCGCAAAUCAGCUUUGCCGUGCGUACAAGGCAAACGGCACCUUUGUGGCGCAUUGUACAGCGAGUCUGUCAUGCGUUUUUGCCUAUGUCAGACUUGUUUCUCAUGCUCAGCUGCUAGCGGGAUGCGUACCCAAAUGGGCUUAGAAUAUGCACCCGACAAGCUCUUGCUGCAAUACAGAGCUCAUUUGUGUAGUACACAAAUCCAGCAACACAAAUUGCCUUUCGAAAUGGCGCGGGUGAUUUUUUAUUUUGAUACGCCUACUACAUGUACAUGGACAACGGCAGCGGCGCGAUGGCCCAGAUGAAGUCCCAAUCCACCCGCCUGUCCCGCUGCGCCAUGCGCGGCAUCCGCGAGACCAUCCCGGAGAAGAAGGUGCAGGAGAUGCUGGCGCGCAUGAAAUAUCACCUGUAAAAACGUCCGCACCCCAGAGUUGUAAUGCAAAUCUGCAUGCUGACAAUGUUUCUCAUGCGGAGACCUAUGAAAAGCAGUUUUAAUUGAUGUUGUGAGAUUUGUGAUGCUCAAAUCCGCAUGGUAUGCUAGAUCUGUCAUGCAGUGCUGCACUAGGUAAACACGACUAAAUUGCGAGCCCAAAUUUGUGAUGCGCAGCAGCCAAAGCCUGGCGAUUUGUCUAGCAGAUUUCCCAACUCUGGGGUGGGGACGUUUUUGCUCACCAUAUGAAGCGCGGCGAGCUUAUCGCCGAGGAAGUCGCCAAGCGCAUGAUCGAGCCGGCGCUGGAGAAGUACCCGAACGCGACGUCGAAUUAUGAAAUGCAAAUAUGUCUGGGUCUGGAAACUUGUGUUGCUGGGCGGCGUAUCAUAAGGAGGCCACAAGUGCUGGCUCAGCAUGACAAAUUUCUGAGUUUCUAGGUGUUGUCUAUUUUUCUGCAUGACAAACUGCUUUUCUGCAUGUUGAGAGAAAAAUGGCGCUCUUGGGUAACGUGCAUGACAGAUUUCAGAGUCAUGCCAGACAAGCAUGACAAACAUGCAUUCUUCCAGAUCCAGACAUAUUUUCACUUGAUACGACUGUGAAGGAGGCCAUGUCCUUCGUGAGCAACAACAUCACCUCGCUCUGCAUAUGACAGUGCACAACUCCCCCUCGUUCUCAUUUCUUAUGCAAAAUCUCAACUCCAGUUGCUACCUUGUGGCACCGCGUGCAUGACAAAUUCCGGAAAUCCAAACAGUACUACAAGAGACACACAAACUCGUCAUGCACAGGGUCCACACGUACUGGUGCUUGCAAUGCUGUUGAUGCCAUACAAAUGAGGGGGAGGGGGAGUUGUGCACUUUCAUACUGCAAGCGGUUCUGCAUGAAGCACAAGCAGUGGCAGGACACGUCUAUGACGCUGCAAACCGGAGCUGCGGGCAAGUUCGACGAGCCUGUGUUCACCGACGCCGAGUUAUCACAAGAAAAAACUGUUUCACUGUAAACUUGUAAUGCAGAAAAUGUAUCUGAGAAGUAUUUGUCUUGGUACACAUGCAAGACAAGGGAUUUUUAGCUGUGUUUUCCCUUAGGAAUCUCGCAUGGCAAAUUUUCUCUGUGAUGUAGAACAAACUUGUAGUGAUGCAAAACGUGCAAAAUCCUUACAGUGAAGCACUUUUUUCGUGCGAUAGGAGUUCCCCGGUGCUACCGACCCGGCCGAGCCGGAGUGCAAGCCCGACAACCAGUGUGUGUUGUACAACGAAUUGGGCUCGCCGAUUGAGAAAAAGCAGGUCCAGGACCAGUACGCCAACAUCGCCCGCAUCCGCCAGCGCCGCCAGCGUCGUGCGCUGAUCGAGAAGCGCCGUCGGCUGCAGGAAGUGGGGGAGCAGCAGAAGGACUGCAUGAAGAUCAACGGCAAGGAGUACUGCACGUUGGAGGGCGGUGUGUCUGAGCAGGAGAAGGAACUCCGCCAGCUGGAGGACUACUGGGAAGAGCGCGGCAUCGACUACCUGCUGCCCGCCCGCGACCCGAUGCACCGGGGUUACGUCAAGAAGACCAAGGGCAAGGCCGCGAUCCAUGCGCGCCGCCAGGCCCGCCGCUCUCGCCGCCAGCUGCGCCAGCGGCGCUAAGCGGUUCUUCGUCGGGUGAAACAGUGGUUGCAGUACUCACGUGGGUGGAAAAAAGGCUGCAAGACGACCACAUGAAAUGACUUUUUCAACCACAAUCACAAUGUUAAAAUGUGUAAAAGAAAACGAAAAGAACAUACAAAAUGUGUAAUAGAAAAGAACAUCACAAAAACUUUUUCAAAACCACACCAAAAAUAAAAGCAGGUGUCCAAGGCGCAUUGAAUAAAAACAACAGUUGUAGAAACCAAAUUAAUCUACGAGGAGUCCUUGAUUAUGAUUUUAAUUCACGUUUCGCACUGCGACUGCUAAUUAUUUCUUUAUAAGCACGCAGAUAUUAACGCCGGCUACACCAGAAUUCUCGUGUUGCGAAGCAGAACAGUGUCGACCACCAUUUCUGGUCAACCAGGUCUGCUGAGAGCACUACACUGGGUGGUCUUUCGUGUAGCGGUUAUUCCAUCUUGCGUGUCAACUUUUUUCUUUUGCAAGCGGUACUUAACUGUGCUAGCUUUUAGUACUUUUAUCAAGACAUAAUGGAACUCGAACUGUUAACAGAUUUAAAAAAUACAAUUACUUCACAUCGAGUUAAUAUCGCACUACAGAUGAGUGGCUAUUGAACAGUGUCUCCAGAAUUUUCCGGUGAAGCAUUCUACCCGAGACCACGUAAGUGCGCCCUCGAGUUCUUUUUGCUGACCCAGAUUUUCGAAUAAAUCGAUCUAAAUAUAUGAGUGUCACCAAAUAAAUACCGGAGACGAAAGAUGGGAUAUGGUAAUAAAGGCUGGGUGUAGCGCUUGGUCGUAGCGCUCCUUGGUCGGCUGGGAUCCUAUGGUAUGGGAAGGCUGGGUGUAGCGCUGCUUGGUCGUAGUGCUCCAGCUUCCGCCAUGUGGGACCCCGUGGGCAGAAGUAUCCACACUCGCGCCGCGCCCAUUUCUAGCUAGGGACUCACGUAGUCGCUUCCUUCUUCAUUUUCAAAAAACCCUUCACAGGAUGUGCUUACACAUUUAUGUUCAGUUCGCUAUGCUACAGUGCUUAUUUUCAAACUUCCCUUUGGGAUUUUAGUUUUCAAGAUAUGGUAAUAAACCGCUUUCCAUGAGACAACAAGAAGCACGAAAUAUACUUACAACACAAAAACUGUCAUCCUCAUCUCUGUUUCACAAAUGAUUUCUUCUUCGUUACAGCAAUAGUAUCAAUCUAGACCGCACUGCAACCUAAGUCGACUAGUAUUUCGAACCUUUCACUACAAGGAGAACGCCCGCUCUUUGUCCUGCCUCAGGAAUAGAUUUACCUCGGAAGAAAUAAACAGCAUUUGAGAUGGAAACCUGGCACUGUGAUGAAUUUAUUUCACCAACACAAAUUCCUACUGGAGUCACGUGAUCUUCGCUAUAGUUUUUCAACCAAUACGCUUGACCGUAUUUUGUUGUCACGACCAUAGGACAAAGUAGGUUUCACAUCAAAGGUCGCUACAGCUCAAAGGGCACAUGCUUGGAGUUCUUUGAAUUCCUUGCACCAGAGCUGUAGCUCGACUUCUCAUACAACAAGAACGACCUGAUAUGCCUAUAUAAGAGAUGCGCAUUUCUAUUCGAACACAUAAUCGUAAGAACUCAUCUCACCAUAGUACUUCUCCUUCUGUGUGUAGCGGCUUGCCACGCACUGAUUAAACUGUUGUAUUCAGCACUUAGUUUAACUUUCGAAAUUUUUCACGGGUCAGUGACCAGGGAGAACUUUCUUGAUACAAGUAUUACCAAAUACAAUAGGCCGACUUUUUUUUUGCAUGCGUUUCCGCACCACUUCGUCCGUAAACAAAGCCACUGUUAAUAUUAGGCAAACUAGGAGAUCAAGUGCUUAUCAAAUUCCGAGGCAGGUAUUAAAGAAGUAGGGCUAGUUUUCUAUGCGAAUAUCUACAAUUUUGUCUUAGGCUGGGCCCAAACAGAUGUCUUAGGCGCCGGGUCUAGCCUGGGUCAAGAACUCCAACAUGAUCGGCACUUUUUUUUCGUAAUUACGUACUAGGAUCGUAUUAUAUCAGCACGGCAAAUCGAAGACUAGAUAGAGUCCCGGGUGGGUAUUAAUUACAACGACUAAGGCAGUGAAACAACUACAUAAUCUUCACACGAAAAGCAGUAAACUACACGAACUUUCAGGGGCGAAUAAGAAACAGCUACGUUCUUUACUGAAUCCUUAGAAGCAGACUGCAAUUUUACGAGCAUUGUCUCUGAUCUGAUCAGUCUGCGCGUUCUCUUUCCGAUGAAAAAUAUAAGCCC
This is a messenger RNA of Amoebophrya sp. A120, 38675 nucleotides long. NCBI's taxonomy places the organism in Eukaryota, Dinophyceae, Syndiniales, Amoebophryaceae. The record is from the annotation of a GenBank genome assembly.